UACGUAACAAAGAAGCAUCCAUGUGUGUUAACAGUACACAGAUCCAAUGCGAACAACAAAACCCCAAAUCAUACGGAAAGCUUUACUUCGCAACAAGGUGAGAAUCAUCCGUCCCCCGAUGUCUAGGGUUUCUUCCCCUCAAAUCACCACCAAAAGCUAGCUUUAUCUUUUCAGUCAUUGCCGCCAGCUCCCAGUUUCUUCAGGGGAUCGGCCACCGAGGUUCGUCUUUCGUCAUCUCUGCUAUGAUGUUUUGUGAUUCUCGGUUCGGCGAGGAAGACCAAUAGUCUACACUUUUCGGAAACUAUUAUGCAUGAGGGAAUAUGUCAAAGUGGGUUCUCUUAAUACACUGGAUUUGAUGUUUUUGCUUUUAGGGGUUUUGUAUCCGUGAUCUGUUGACUGGCGACAGAUGAGGAAAAAGAGAAAAGGCAGCGAGAUUUUAUGCUCGAAGCAGAAUGUGAUUGUGAGCACGACCAAUGGUUCUGAAACGUCCUCCAUAUCGAAUUUCAAGUCUCAUUAUUCAUUAGAAGAUUAUUCUAGGUUGAGGAAGCGGUGCAAGGAAGAUGCAGAUUAUGACACACUGUGCUGUGAGGCUGUUAGGUCAUACAAAAGUAAGAACAGACUGGCUGGCAUUGCGGCCACUGCCCCUCCAUGUGGAACAUCCUCGUCUGUUUCAUCUGGAAGGGGUCUUAAGAGGAAGAUAGGAUGCAUAGAUGUGGCAACCCAAAUGGGUCAUCAGAAGAAUAAGAUUGAUGAAGACUACGUAUUAGGUGAAACUAUUGGGAAAGGAAAAUUUGGAUCUGUUCGUCUGUGUAGAAACAAGGCUACUGGUGUUGAUUUUGCAUGUAAAACUCUUCUGAAAGGGGAAGAAACAGUGCAUCGGGAAGUGGAGAUAAUGCAACACCUGUCAGGGCAUCAGGGUGUGGUAAUGCUGGAGGCAGUGUACGAAGAAGACGAGAGGUUCCAUUUGGUAAUGGAGCUAUGCGGUGGAGGAAGGUUGAUUGAUGACAUGGCAAAGGUAGGACCAUACUCCGAGCAACGGGCUGCCAACAUAUUUAAGGAAUUAAUGAUGGUGAUCAAGUAUUGUCAUGACAUGGGUGUAGUACAUCGUGAUAUUAAGCCUGAAAACAUCCUACUUACUACAUCUGGGAAGAUAAAGCUUGCAGAUUUUGGCUUGGCUAUGAGGAUUGCCAAUGGUCAGAGAUUAACUGGUGUGGCUGGAAGCCCAGCUUACGUGGCCCCAGAAGUGCUUUUGGGGGAUUACUCUGAGAAAGUGGAUGUUUGGAGUGCUGGGGUUCUCUUACAUGCCCUUCUUAUUCAACUUCUUCCCUUCCAGGGUGACUCUUUAGAAACGGUAUUUGAGGCAAUUAAAAACACAAAGCUUGAUUUCCAUACAGAAAAAUAUCAAUUUGUAUCUAAGCCUGCACGAGAUCUCCUUGAGCGUGUUCUUGCGAGGGAUGCCACUGCAAGAAUUACUGCAGAUGAAGUGCUAAGUCAUCCAUGGAUUAUUUUCUACACUGAACGCACAUUGAGGACAUUGUCCAUUAGGGCAAAGCCAAAACAUCAGGGGGGUGGUCUGGUCCAGACACUAACUACAUCCACACUAGAAUCAGAGGGAAACAUGACCGGGAAUAGUCUGAUUGUUAAGGGUGGAGCUCCUGAGGGCUUUAAUGGAGCAUAUGACUGUGAAUCAGAUGAAUCUGGGUUGGUUGAUGCACUUGCAGUGGCAAUAACACAUUGCAGGAUAUCUGAACCAAAGAGGAGCAGGUUAUGUGUUAAGCGUACAAGUCCAAUUAGGGAGGAGUGUUCAUCUAACUUGACUGCCAGCAACCUGUGCAAAGCAUUUUGAGACUGAUAUAGUAUGUACAGAAGAUCUUAGUUUACUUACCAAGAUGGGCAGGGAUGUUGUGUUUGCAUUGGCACUGCUAAUGUUGGCAUCCAACAAAUCUCUGCACAUAUAUAUGUAAAUAGUUUAUCUUAGCUGAUGAUGAAUUUAUGCUGUUAUUUCAUUGACUAAUAAUGUAAUAUAUGAUAGUCUGAACAGAGCGGCCUCCUUCACUCUUAUUUGUUUGACAGAAAAGCUGAU
Cuscuta europaea is the source of this 2083-nucleotide messenger RNA. The record is from the annotation of a GenBank genome assembly. Lineage: Eukaryota; Viridiplantae; Streptophyta; Magnoliopsida; Solanales; Convolvulaceae.